UUGAUGACCUCAUUGCAUGCAAAACCUGAAGACAAUGGUAAUACGUCAAUUAAGCUGAAUCUAGCUAUAAAGUCCAGCUGUUUAUGUGUGGUUUCUCCACUAAAAAGCUAGUAAUAAGCUGAAAGAACAUCAACAAUGGCAGAAGCCAAAAAGAGGUAUGCAGUUGUCACAGGGGCUAAUAAAGGAGUUGGGUUUGGAGUAGUAAGACAGUUGGCUACAAAUGGGAUCAUGACAGUGUUAACUGCUAGAGAUGAAAAGAGGGGUCUUGAAGCUGUUGAAAAAUUGAAAGAGUCUGGCCUCUCUGAGCUUGUGGUAUUUCAUCAGCUUGAUGUGACAAACCCAGAUAGUAUUGCUUCCCUUGCACAUUUUGUCGAAACCCAAUUUGGGAAACUAGAUAUCUUGGUAAACAAUGCAGGAGUGGUUGGAUGCAUAAUAAACCGUGAAGCUAUUAGAGCAGUAGCCGGUAAGGUAAGAUUCCAUAUACCCUAUGUAUCUUCUUCACAGUAUAUUGAUGACUUUGCUUGAUGCAACAUUAAUUUUGAUAAUAACUGUUGUCCUUAUUUGGCUUCUAAAAGUAAAUGGCCUUUAAACAGAUCUAUGUAGUUCACUGCCAUGUACUCCCCCUUCUUCUUCUUUUUUAUUUUAUUUAUUUAUUUAUUUAUUUUUAUUAAGAAUGAUCUUUACUGCGAUAAUGAACUAGCUUUUAGGUAAUAACAGUCUCCAAAUAUGAAUAUGAGAACUGCCCCUUCAAGCUCUUACGUACACCAUUGUUUGCAUCACAUAAAUCAACAAUAGCCAAGGUGGCCCAGCCUCCUGGCAAUACAUUGCUUGAACUAAAGUUAAAGCUCUCCUAGCCAAGCCAUGAGCAAUUAGAUUCUUUUUCUUUCGAACAUGCUAAUUCCAAGACACAACCUCUAAUUCCAUCAGCAAUUUCCUGACUUCGUCCAUGUAUUCCCCUUCUUACAAAAAA
Messenger RNA from Rosa rugosa (rugosa rose), 970 nucleotides. RefSeq names its product (+)-neomenthol dehydrogenase-like. NCBI's taxonomy places the organism in Eukaryota, Viridiplantae, Streptophyta, Magnoliopsida, Rosales, Rosaceae. The transcript is spliced from 3 exons. The record is from RefSeq and is a predicted model, not a curated record. Gene Ontology annotation, cellular component: membrane. Bases 136 to 525 code for a protein of 129 amino acids.